AUGUCCGCUGCUACAGCAAAGAAACCGCCCGCUGCGGGCGUCGGUCGCGUUUCCUCGACAGAUUCUGCAUCAACCCCUUCUGCUUCUCCUGCGAGAACGCCAACGCGAUCCUCCACGCCCACGGCUGCAUCUGCUGCGCGCAGAGCACCAGCUCGCUCAGGAACUCCCGUUUCCGCUCGUGCAGCUGCAACAAGGCGGGAUUCUGUCCUGAGCAACAGCAAUGGCAACGGUAGUUCUGAGGCCGAGGAGGCUGCGAGAGCCGAAACCCUUGCGCUAUUGGACGACCUCAAGGAACGCCUUUCCAAGGCCGAGAUCUCCUCUGAUCAGUACAGGAAACAGGUCGAAGUGCUGCAGACGAGAUUAGACGAUGCAAUCAAGGAGUCUUCCAAGCUGGAGGAGAAGGUGCACGAAACUGAAGAGCAGAUUGAGUCGCUGAAAAAUGAGAAGAGAGAUGCCGCCAAGAAGAUGCGAGAGAUGGAAGCAAUCUACGAGGCCGAGCGAAGCUCCAUGACCAAGGAGAAGGAAGAAAUGUCCAACAGAGAGGAGGAGAUGCAGACCAUCAUCCAAAGACUGAAGGACAACUUGUCGCAGCGGAAUGAUGAGGAGGGCCCAGCAGCAACAUCUCCCAACGUUGACAACGGCAGUUUCGCCCCUCCUUCGUCCCUCAACCGCAGCGAUUCACGAAACAACUCGAAGCUUUUGCUCCAGAAGGAUAAGCUGAUCGAAUCACUGCGGCUCGAACUUGCCGAGGCCCAAAUCAAGCUGGUCGAGUCUGAGAACCAGGGUGGCGGCAGACUGCAGGAGGUUGAACGCCUGCUGAUGGAAGCCCGCAUGGCCAAUGCCCGCCUCAUGGAGGAUAACGAGAGCUACCAACUGCUUCUCCAGGAGAAGACGCUCAAUGGUGAUUUCUCUAAGAAUGAUUUCAGCUACAUGGGUGUUUCCGCCAACCAGGAUGCGCUCAAUGCGCUGGAGGGCCGGUCCGGAGGCGCAAGCUUGGCAGAUGAGCUGUCCGAGGAUGCAUCAGAUGCCGGUGGUAACGACAACGAGCAUUCCCGCCGCCUCGAAUCGGAGCUCAAGUCCAUGAAGGACCAGAACAAGGCAUUGACCCUUUACAUCAACAAGAUCAUUGAAAGGCUUCUGCAGCACCAAGAUUUCGAGCACAUCUUGGAUACCUCCACCGAGAUCAAGCCGGCUGCAAACACCAACAAAGAUCUCCCCGCUCCGCCGAAGGAGGGCGCGUCCGGAGCGUCGCUAUUGCAGCGAGCCAAGACCAUGGCUGUCGGCCCGAACAAGCCCAAACAAAGGCCCAUGUCUUACAUGCCAUCGGCCCAACCAGCCAACUCGGCACAUACGGACCCAGAGACGGCGCCUCGCAUUCCUAUCGGGAAUAUGACCCGUUCCUCCAGCACCCGCCGUGCGCGCCCGAUGAGCGAGCAGUUCACUGGUGUUAACCUCGUCAACCAGAUGUACCGGGGACCGGAUGGACCUAUUUCCCCGCCCCUCGGCUCCCCUCGUACUCCGCGAACGUCGCAGACCUUCUUCGGUGGCAACCCCAAUGCAGCCGCGCGGGCACCCAGCGGUCAGCAAGCACCCACAGCAGGUAACUUCCCGGGCAUGCGCAGCGAGACCUCGAGCACCAGCGGCGACUCCAACGACCUCACUGGUACGCCUCCUUCGCAGUCCCCUCCGCGGUCUCACCACGAGAAGCAGACCACUUUUGCUGGCAACAAGCCCCGUCCUCUGCGCCUGGUGCAGGAGAACAACGAGGCCAAGCAGGAGAACAAUAAGCGAUCCAGCUGGAUGGGCUGGGCCUCCGGCUGGGGCAAGAAGGAGGAGGGCGCCGCUGCCCCCGGAUCCAACGAAGCCAUCCCCGAGUAA
Molecule: messenger RNA, 1878 nt
Organism: Colletotrichum abscissum
Lineage: Eukaryota; Fungi; Ascomycota; Sordariomycetes; Glomerellales; Glomerellaceae
Exons: 2
Coding region: 1-1878 (625 amino acids)
Source: RefSeq, a predicted model, not a curated record